AUGGAAGUCAUUAGGAGAAGCCAGUGUGAGCUGCAGGGAGAUUACUCCUGGAGGUUUCAGUUGGCCAGCGAUCUUUCAGCGUUGGACAGCUACUAUAGAUCCUCGCAUCCCCGAGAUUCCCAAAGGAUACACAUUGACGACCUUCAGAUGUCCUUGGACAGUUUGAAUGACCUGAUGCCCCUAGAGAAAGAAAGUGGUGCUGCAUCCCCUUACAGGGCUUCGUUUUCCCGAUCGGCUCCAUCCUCAGUACUAAGGCACCCACCCAGCCCUGUCCUAAACCGAUCUUCUCUCAGAGAAAGGUUCCAAUCUGAUCACCGAGCUUCAGCCAACUGGGAAGAUAUCCAUUCUCGUGUAAAAAAUAUAUUAAAGACGCACAGUGCUCGACAAAGGCUUGUUUUUGACAAGACUGACACUUGGAAGGAGCCCCAUAGUAGUAUAGGAAACAGAACGUCACCUUACCCAAAAGAACAGCAAGAGAGUCUUCCAUACACACAUGAUACCUCUGUGCACUUAGACAAUGGGGAGUUCUGGUGCAAUAAAGCUUCAGCAUACAAGGGGAAGAGCCACAGGGUCAUCUUUGAAGAGAGUAUGGAAAAGAUCUACAAGAACAUGUACAAGAAUGCCUUAAGUCCACAUACAUACAGAAGAUCACACAAUUCCUAGGGAUAAAUUGGGAUUCUAGCUCUGGAAAGACGCAUCUUCUUUCCAAUACCAAUAUAGUAUUAUUAUGAAACAAUAAGCAAGUGUUAAUGUUUGCCAAGUGGAA
Nanorana parkeri is the source of this 766-nucleotide messenger RNA. RefSeq names its product spermatogenesis associated 6 (gene SPATA6). The transcript has 6 exons. Lineage: Eukaryota; Metazoa; Chordata; Amphibia; Anura; Dicroglossidae. Gene Ontology annotation, biological process: spermatogenesis. Bases 1 to 663 code for a protein of 220 amino acids. Gene Ontology annotation, molecular function: myosin light chain binding. The record is from RefSeq and is a predicted model, not a curated record.